Messenger RNA from Acomys russatus (golden spiny mouse), 882 nucleotides. RefSeq names its product RAB26, member RAS oncogene family (gene Rab26). The transcript has 9 exons. Gene Ontology annotation, molecular function: GTPase activity; GTP binding. NCBI's taxonomy places the organism in Eukaryota, Metazoa, Chordata, Mammalia, Rodentia, Muridae. The record is from RefSeq and is a predicted model, not a curated record. Bases 109 to 882 code for a protein of 257 amino acids. Gene Ontology annotation, cellular component: endosome; Golgi apparatus.
GCCGCCGCUGCUGCUGCUGCUGUGGGACAGGUUCGUGUCUGGCUUAGCGGGCACCUGGCGUGGGACGGUCUGGGGUGCAGUGGUAGCAGCAGGAACGCACUGAGUACCAUGUCCAGGAAGAAGACCCCUAAGGGCAAGGGCGGGAGUGUGCCUGCUGCCUCUACGGUGCCCGCCGCCACCAACGGGCCCCGUCUGGCACAUCCCAGGACUGCGCGCCCUGGCCCGGAGGCACCGCCCAAUGGGGCCCCGCACUCCGGCCGGCCCUCACUUGGUAGCACUGGAGAUUUCUACGACGUUGCUUUCAAGGUCAUGCUGGUGGGGGAUUCUGGUGUGGGGAAGACCUGCCUGCUCGUGCGCUUCAAGGAUGGGGCUUUCCUGGCUGGCACCUUUAUCUCCACUGUGGGCAUCGACUUCCGGAAUAAAGUUCUGGAUGUGGAUGGCAUGAAAGUGAAGCUGCAGAUCUGGGACACAGCUGGCCAGGAGCGGUUCCGAAGCGUCACCCAUGCCUAUUACCGCGACGCUCAUGCACUGUUGCUGCUCUACGACAUCACCAACAAAGAUUCCUUCGACAACAUCAAGGCCUGGUUGACGGAGAUCCAGGAAUAUGCCCAGCACAACGUGGUGCUCAUGUUGCUAGGAAACAAGGUGGACUCUACCCAAGAACGCGCGGUAAAGAGGGAAGAUGGGGAAAAAUUAGCCAAGGAGUACGGGCUGCCUUUCAUGGAGACCAGCGCCAAGACGGGCCUCAAUGUGGACUUGGCUUUCACAGCUAUAGCUAAGGAACUCAAACAGCGAUCCAUGAAGGCUCCCGGCGAUCCACGCUUCAGGCUGCACGACUAUGUUAAGAGGGAGGGCCGAGGGGUGUCCUGCUGUCGACUCUGA